Daldinia caldariorum is the source of this 1750-nucleotide messenger RNA. RefSeq lists its product as uncharacterized. NCBI's taxonomy places the organism in Eukaryota, Fungi, Ascomycota, Sordariomycetes, Xylariales, Hypoxylaceae. The record is from RefSeq and is a predicted model, not a curated record. The transcript is spliced from 4 exons. Gene Ontology annotation, cellular component: cytoplasm; nucleus. Gene Ontology annotation, molecular function: mRNA binding. Bases 368 to 1630 code for a protein of 420 amino acids.
GCCUACCUUCGUCGAUAUCUCAACCAAUCGGUGAUGCACGUCUACUGGUAUAGUAACUUCUGCCUAUUAGGGGUGCCUAACGCAUAAAGAUCUUGAAAAAGUAUACAUGUAUAGAUCUAAACCUUUAAUAUAUCACACUGAUUCCUCAGGCUAUCAUCCUGUGCGACCCUGGGCGAUGUCUUCAUGUUGAAGAAAACGGGCCUAGGCCAGCACACGCUUUGGAUCAUAGGAGACCUCGUGCAACAUAUAAAGAGCCCCAUCAGAUCGUUCAUACUGCUGUGCUUGUUCCACACGAUUUUCUCACCAAGGGUACACCCUACCAAACAUUUUCGAGUAAAGUCUUAGAGAGCUGCAGCUGUCCGCUACGAUGUCUUCAGAUGCCUUCUCUCAUCAAGUUCCCAUCAAUGGAACUAUUCAGACCAAAGUCUCACCAGGAAAUCAAACAAACAUAUACUAUAUUCUAGUCUCAAACUUACCGUGGCAAACAUCAUGGCAACAGCUGAAAGACCAUGUGCGAACCGUGAGCGCCGUUGAACGAGUUGAAGUAUUCAACGAGAGCACAUCUGGCUGGGUUUCGGUUCGAGGUCGGGAGAAUUACGAUGCAGCCCUUCAUCUACUCAAUGGAGGCGUCUUCAACGGUCGAGCACUUCUAGCAGACGGGAAAAAUGCUACAGAAUCUAUUAUGAUCAGGGAACCUGUGGACGUUUAUACAACUAGCAACUCCACAUCAAGAACUCCUCAUACACCAAGAUAUAGGACCCCUCCUUCGACGCAGUACUCAGCCGGCACGCCGCCAAUGGCAUCGCCGCAUGGAACAGGAUAUGUGGAGUGGACAUCUCCCGCAAGUCCUCCAUCGUACGUGACUACAUCUGCAAUGGAGCGCGCGCCUUAUACCAUGUCUGUUGCUGUUCCGUAUGACUAUAGCGAGGCGCCUGGUUACUAUACUUACGACACAUCAGCUACCAGCUACAUGGACCAAACGACGAUGGUUUCGUCUGCUACAAUGGUACAAUAUCCUUACGAGGAAGCCUAUUCACAGCAGUAUCAAAUGAACGAGUAUCACGGAAACGACUAUGCCAUGUAUCCCAGUUUACCCAGCCCAGAAUCUCUAUCAGAAGAACCGAGUAAUUCCACCAAACGCAUGGUUCCCACAAAACAGCGCAAAAUCAUUGUGAAACAGCUUCAACCUUGGGUUACGUUCAACCAAGUACAAGACCUUAUCCGAAGGAAAGCAGGAUCCGAUGCUGAUAAAAUUCAAUACGUUGAUCUGCCACUGGUGGAUGGCCAAGAAUCAAAUAGGGGCUAUGCUCUGGUCACAUUUCAGAACGAAGAAGUGGCUAGUAAGCUAGUUCGGCGGCUCAAUGGGUACAAGUACGACGGCCGUGAAUUAAAAGCAGACUAUACCAAAGAGGGCGUGUCAGAAAAUGAGACAGUCCGCUCGCGGAGCUCUGGGCAAAAGGAAAGACGGGAGGAUCGUGAGAAAAGGGAAAAGAAGGAAAUGGCUCGGGGAGCAAGCUCCAACGACAAAAAGACCAAAUCUCAUAAAUCCGGCGUCAUUAUUGCACAUGGGUCUUCCUCAUCCUCUUCUAAGAAGUCAGACAUGAAGGAAAAGCCAAACAAGCGGCAUUAGAUCAACAACAGAGUCUCGCCGAGCUGAUUCACGAUAAUCUGGUAUGGAAGGGGUCACAAUGAGAUCGGACGGCGUAUUUUCUUUCCUUCCCUUCAUGUGCCGGGCAGGUUAUAAUUUUCG